Cylicocyclus nassatus is the source of this 7531-nucleotide messenger RNA. NCBI's taxonomy places the organism in Eukaryota, Metazoa, Nematoda, Chromadorea, Rhabditida, Strongylidae. The record is from the annotation of a GenBank genome assembly.
UCAGGUCUUCUUCCGGUUACACACAUUGAUGCCAUCCCGUAAGGCGACUCACAAUGAGCAAGCCGAUGAGCCAUCAACGAGCCAAGAGACAUCAUCAGCCCAGCAUGCAGGUAGUUUGCGGCGCAAUGAGCUUUACUACGACAUGGUCAUGCGAUUCAUGCGUUUCACUAGCACUGCCCGUGGGAAUAUAACGAAAAGAAAUAAAGUGGGAGCAGCCGAAGAGAAAAGCACAACGAAAGGAGCGCUACAACUGGAGCAUGACUUAGCGGAACUGGAAAGUCGGGUAACAAAUGAGGUUAUGAAAUCGAUCGAGCAUGGAUCUCCGCGUCGUUCAUCUCGUACUCGGACUCGUGAUCAAACACGCACAUCACCAUCUCGAUUAUCGCCUAUUGAGGUGAAGGUAGAAGAACCACAACCGACGCCCUCAGUUCCUCCUGGCACAUCGCAUUCUCUUCUGUCGGUGAAUACAACAGAAUCAAAUGUUGAGAAAGCGGCUAAACAGGAAGCGCAGGUGAUGAUGAGGAUAGCGGAACUGCGCCGAGCUGGUCUAUGGACGGCUAGUCGCCUGCCGUUGUGUGUUGAGCCACCCAGGAACAAAACCCAUUGGGAUUACGUAUUAGAGGAAGUGAAAUGGAUGGCAACAGAUUUCCGGAUGGAAAGACAUUUCAAGAGAAAUAUCGCGCGAAAGAUUGCCGCUGCUAUCCAAAAACAACGAAAAGAUGAUGAGAACGAUCAAGAAAAAGCACACGCGCGAUUGAUUAGGGAUGGCAAAAGAAUCUGCGCUUCCAUCGCGAAGAUGGUUCGCGAUUUUUGGCAAAGUGUGGAUAAAGUCGUUGAGCAUCGAGCACAGGAAAUCUUGGAAUCAAAAAAGCGAAAAGCGCUUGAUGCUCAUAUGGCUUUUAUUGUGGGUGAAGCUGAUAAACUUAGUUCUAUGGUACAAGAAGGCUUAGCUCAUGAUCGGGGGUCCAAAACUCCGUCAAGGGCAUCGCGCGAUGACCAAAAUGAUGAUGCUGAUUUUUGUGCGAGCGAGUCGGAAUCGGACGACGAGAUGACGAUAGAACGAGAAGAAGCGACCAUGAAAGAACGACACGAAGAUGUUCGAGAGGAAGUUAAAGCAUUGAAUAAGGAAGCGGAUGAAGAUCUGGACGAUUUUCUAGCUUCGUUACCUCCUGAAUAUCUGGCUGCAAUAGGAGUACAGUUACCAUCGAGCAAUACUACUAACUCUGCCCCAGCUACCGAAUCUCCAGCCGAUUCGGAAGGAGAGGAUGAUGAUAAGACUUUAGAGGAGAUCCAGCUUGCAGCAAAGGCGCGGAAAGCGAGUGAGGAAGCCAGUGAAGGAACAAGAGCGAAACGUCCGAAACUUGAAGAGGCAUCAGAUGAGGACAGCAAUGCCACCAAAAGCAACGAUGUACCACCUACUACAUCUUCUGAAGAAACGAAUAAACGUAACGAGGACGAGGAAAUGAGUGUAGAUGAAGACGAGUCGGAAACAGUUGAGGAGCAUACAGGCAGUGUAGAGGGUAAUGGUGAUGGUCGAGGGAUGUUGGAAAGUAUAGACUACGCUAAACUGAACAGCGUCAACAGCGAUGAACGACAACAGGAACUAGCUAACAUUGCAGAAGCUGCGCUAAAGUUUCAACCAAAAGGUUUCACGCUGGAAACUACGCAGGUUAAAACGGCCGUGCCUUUCUUGAUUAGAGGAACUCUGCGAGAAUAUCAGAUGGUAGGGCUAGACUGGCUGGUUACUCUGUACGAGAAGAACCUCAAUGGAAUUUUGGCAGACGAAAUGGGUUUGGGAAAGACUAUCCAAACGAUUUCUUUACUGGCUCAUCUCGCGUGCUGUGAAUCAAUUUGGGGUCCUCAUCUCAUCAUCGUGCCAACAUCAGUCAUUUUGAAUUGGGAGAUGGAACUCAAAAAAUGGUGUCCAGCUUUCAAAAUUCUGACCUAUUUCGGAGCUCAAAAAGAUCGAGCAGAGAAACGAAAGGGUUGGUCAAAGCCGAAUGCAUUCCACGUGUGCAUAACAUCUUAUAAGACUGUCACCACAGAUAUCAGGGCGUUCAAAAUGAAAUCUUGGCAAUAUCUCAUACUGGAUGAGGCCCAGAACAUCAAGAACUGGAAAAGCCAAAGAUGGCAAGCGUUACUGAAUGUAAAAGCUAGGCGACGGUUGCUUUUAACAGGCACACCAUUGCAAAAUUCUCUUAUGGAGCUUUGGUCGCUCAUGCAUUUUUUGAUGCCAGCUAUUUUUGCCAGUCAUGACGAUUUCAAAGAUUGGUUCAGCAACCCUCUCACUGGGAUGAUGGAUGGGAGUGUGGAGUUUAAUGCCCCUUUGGUGCAGCAGCUGCAUAAAGUGCUACGACCUUUCAUCCUGCGUAGGCUAAAAAGUGAAGUAGAAAAGCAACUUCCGAAAAAAACCGAGCACGUUAUCAAAUGCCAACUGUCUAAAAGGCAAAGGUACUUGUAUGACGACUUCAUGAGUCAACGGAGUACUCGGGACAAUCUGAAGUCGGGAAAUAUGCUUUCUGUACUCAAUAUCGUCAUGCAGUUGAGAAAGUGUUGCAAUCAUCCUAACCUCUUCGAACCACGCGCAGUUCAAUCACCAUUAUGUCUACAUCAUCUGCGCUUCACAUGUCCAGGAUUGAUAAUGGAUCUGGAUGAGAAGGAAUUCGGCCGUGACCUUCCAACAUUUUUCGACUUGCGGAAGCGAUUUACCGGUGUGAGCUCAGCAACGGUUGGACGACCUCCCUUGGUUGAAGAACUGGCUGAAUCAAAUGAUACACCUCCUCCUGUUGUUGAAGGAUUUCGGCUGCACAGGCCUAUCAGCAGUGGAACGGGUGUGGCCAGCACAGCUCUUUCGCCAGAAGUUGCAUCCGUAGUGGAUGUAAGUGCGGCAGAAUUACAGAAAGCUGGUUUUGCUCAGGAUGAAAUGGUGCUAGUUGUGCGAGAUGGUGAUGAUAUUGAAAGCAUUCUUGGAAACAGUGGAGGAGCUCCUGUUCCUAUGCGGGUACGGGUGGACGAUGGUCGACUAGUGCUGGAUGCGGACGGUCUCAAACAACAAGGACGAGGAGCGAAAUUAUGUCAGGUUGUGACUGGCCCCACCGGCGAAAAGACUUUGCGAGAGGUAACGAGGGCAGCGGAGCAGGCAGCUGGUGGAAAUGCACCCGUGCCUGUUUCCCAAGUGGCUAAUCCCGCACCAGCGGCUAUAGCAGCAAUGCCUGGUAGAGCUGCUUCUACAGCAUCAAUAACUUCCAGUGUGGACGCCGUCAAAUCCGAUAGGGUGACCUUUGGCAAGUCGGCGAUCAAAUCAAGCACGAACAUACAUCCGUUUCUUCAAUGCUCAACAUCGAUCUCGAACGUGGCGCCGCUGACAGUAUCGACUACAGAAGCUGGAUUCCACCACAUUAUGCAAAAUGGCGGCACCCACGAAUGUAAUGACUUGGGCGAAAACAUUGAGGAAAUAGCAGCCCGACUAAGCCCACCAUUAAAGCGACGGCGAGCUCAUACACCGGAUUAUGAACUUGUUACUGGAGAAUUUGCUGAUCUAGUCCCGGUCGAAGUCCUGCAACGUAUGGAAGAAAGCAAUCGCUUGCGGUUGCAAAGGAUUGUUGAGCGUUUUGAAUGUCAACAGAAACCGAUCUAUUCGACGCAGCUGGUUUCUAUGCUUCGUAAAGCGAUUCUGACAAAGAUCGGUUUGGAUGAAGAUGAAGAGGUGCAUCGCUCAGACGAUAGCUCGGUUUCCCUCGACAUUCGCGAACAAUUUAUUUGUUGGACAGAAUAUGCAAUGAAACGAUUCUGGAUGUGGGUGAGCCCAGCUGUGGCCGAUAUACCGCAGCUUUGGAGCUCGUACACGGGGCGCGGAAACUAUACCCGAUCCAUUGAUGAAGAACUUUCAACUGCUUCCCGAGACUUCCUGUCCUUAGCACAUCCUCUGACACACAUGGCUCUAGUCUCAUCGCAGAUGCAGUUUCCCGAACUUCGACUCAUUGAGUACGAUUGUGGGAAGUUGCAAGCAUUGGCUCGUUUACUUCGUCGCUUAUACGUAAAUAAACAUCGUUGCCUGAUUUUUACGCAAAUGUCGCGGAUGCUAGAUGUACUUCAAGCUUUUCUUUCAUAUCACGGGUAUCAAUACUUCAGGUUGGAUGGUACUACUGGCAUAGAGCAGCGACAGGCAAUGAUGGAGAGGUUCAACGCUGAUGCGAAGAUUUUUUGUUUUAUCCUUUCAACCCGAUCUGGUGGUAUAGGAGUGAACCUUACCGGUGCAGAUACUGUGAUUUUUUACGAUUCUGACUGGAAUCCUACAAUGGACGCGCAGGCUCAGGACCGAUGUCAUAGGAUUGGACAGACGCGAAAUGUCACUAUCUUCCGUUUGAUCUCAGAAAGAACUAUAGAGGAGAACAUCUUACGUAAAGCAAACCAGAAACGUAGACUAGGUGAAAUGGCAAUCGAUGAAGCUGGCUUCACACCAGAAUUCUUCAAACAGUCUGAUAAUAUACGUGAUCUCUUCGAUGGCGAGUUAGAUGUUGGAAAUAUCGAGAUUACCGAAGGCCCUAAAAGUCAGAAGGACGUGGAGAAGGCUAUGGCGACACUGGAGGAUGAGCAAGAUGUGGCGGCUGCAAAGAUUGUCAUUGCUGAGAGCAGAGCUGAUAAAGCGGAGUUUGACGAGUCGAAGAAUGUGAAUGCUGGUGAAAGUAUCUUCCAAAGUAAUCUGGACAAUGAAGAACCACUGGAUGAGAAGUAUAUCGAGCUCAUCAGCCAGCUAAAACCAAUAGAGCGGUAUGCGGUAAACUUCCUUGAAGCAGAAUACAAACCAGAAUUUGAUGAGGAAGUUAGGGAGGCACAGGCCUUAAUCGAGCAAAAACGCGAAGAAUGGGUGAAAGCUCACAACCAAGCUCUGACCAACGGCGAUGGAGAAAAUCCGGAGAAAGAAGAAGAUUCAGCUACGGUCGACGAUGACUUUUAUGGAGCAGGAUUGCUGUUAGAUGAGGUGUUCGCUGAUGAUCCAGACUUCUUCAACCAAAUCAUGCCGACGUGGACACCAUUUCCCACACCACCAUUGUCGGAUACUGAGAAUGAUCUCUACUUCGAUGACUGUCUCGAUCUUUUGUACGACCGUGAUUUUAUGCCUGAAGAACGUCUCCCAUUGGAGAUUCAUGAACUUUACAGUUCAUUGAACAAACCAGCUAGCCCAGUGAAGAAAACUCCUCCUGCACCUGUGCCUAUGAGCAGCACAGCUCAUAUGUCAUCAUCUGAUGCGGCUGUGAUGAGUUUGCUCCAGCAAGCACUUCACAAUCCUCCACAGUCAUUUACUCCACCUCCAGUUGCUAAUAGUCCAGCUCCUUACUCCCCGGCUGAAUUCGACCAGUACAUGCAGGGAUACAGCGAACUCAAAAAUGAUCAUCCAGAGAGGUCCACGAGAAAGGAACGUCGCACCGCACCACGUCAAGUGGAACAGAAAGGGCGUGAACUGGCCAGGCCCGUCACUCCACCUCCGGCUGUGAGAGAAGAGCUUGAUUAUGAUGGACCGGAGUGGAAUAUUAUCGAAGAUCAGGCCUUGCUAACUGCAGUGAGAAAUGAAGAAAUCAUGUGCCAUAAUUUCGAGCGAACGAAGACAGCACUGCGAUACAACUGGGAAUAUGUUUCUGGGUUUGUGAAUAGAGUGACCAGGUUCUACAGGUCACCGAGGCAAUGUUCAAUCCGUUACCAACUAGUUGUGAGACCUCGCGAAAGCGGGCAACUAAUGGUUAUCGACCCCUUGACGAAAAAGCCCAGAAAGGUUCCACUUACACCAGCUGAAGUCGUUCACCUGCGCAAAGGCCGUGUCACUACAGAUCUCCAGUAUGCACACGAUGCUGAUCGUUUACGUGAAGCAUCGUAUACUGGACGAUUACGGCUUAUUGAGGGUCUAGCCGCUAAGCAGAAUGAGUAUAAGGAGAAGAGAAGACCUAUUGAUCCUCGAUGGCUCGAACCAAGUGGUCGCUUGCCACCCGCACAAGAGAGUCGCCUAUCCGUGCUUGGUGUACGAUAUGCUUCAACGACGUGCCCUGGGGAUAUUAUCAAGAACCUGGAAGAGAAACGAUUAGCUCAAGAAGCUGCUAAGAAAAAGCUAGCUGAGCAACAGGCCAGUAAUGAAAGGCCGAGCUCGCCUUCACAUCCGGUUAUAUCAGUUUGUGUACGUCCACCAGCUGUACCUGCGGGACCUGAUUUGGUUCAGUCCAGAAUACCCAUAGUAAUAGCUGUUCCACAACUCAUGCAGCAACAUCCGCCACAAUUGCAGCCAUCAAUGGGACAAGAUAUCUCUAUGGGUGUUCUGUCCCAGUCACACUCUCCCGUGGGAGGGCUCCGUCGAGCUGCGCCACAUGCACAAGGUGGUGUUCCUUUAGCAGGAAUGCAACAUGUCCAGGCUGGAGCACCAAACACCCAGCACAACUAUGUUGUUGUUAGCCAGGAUUCACUCCAGCCAGCUUCACGGAUGCAGUUUGUUACACGGACAACUGAUGGUAUCACCCUUGGCCAAGCCGCUCAACCCGUUUAUCGGUCCAUUGCGAAUUCAAGUCAAGCGAAGCGGACACCUCCAUCAACGCCUUCGCUGAGCAGGAUGCAGGGUGGCUAUAUGGCAAAUGUGCAAACGGUACCAGGCAACAGCACUAUUUUCCAACCAGGAAGUGCCGCCGUCGGUGGCCCACAACGGGGAAGAGUCAUGCAACGACCAACCGCUCCGCGAAUGUUUGUUCAACCUGCACCACAAGCAGGUGAACGACCAUAUGUUGUACCUCAGCAGCAAAUUCGUAUGGUUUCGACGCAGAGAUUACCGCCACAGAAGCGAACUAUAGGACAGAAAUCUCCAAUGACAGCUGUAAUGGUACCAGCCAGGUCUGGACAACCGCAUCAGAUUCGUGCAGUGCCACGAGGAUUCACUCCUCAAGGGACCCGAAUAAUGAAUGUUGUUAUGGCACCUAGUGGCGUGCCGGCGUCAAGUUCAUCACAGCCGCUUCCAAUGCAGUCGGGUGGGCAACCUGGGGGAGCCACACUGAUGACGUCUGGUGCCCCUGGUGUACGACAUCCGUCACCGUUCUCGGAAGCUACUGGUGUAACUGUAAAACGACAACUUUUGUCCCAAGCUCGUCCCUUGGGACCAGGAUCAAGAGGCAGCUCUCCUCAGACUGUAGCUCAAGUCGUAAUCGCGCCACCAUCACAGCCGCAGCCUCAACCCCUACAGCAACAACAGCCACAGCAGCAACAACAACAACAACAACAACAGCAACAACAGCUGUCCACUGAAGAACAACACGCUUUAGCUGCUGCGCCCUUACCUCAAUCAUCACCAGCCCAAAUUGAGGAACCGCCUUCUAGGCCAUCGCCCUCGCCAUCUCAUAGUUCAUAACCCAAAAAUCAUAAAUUCAUGCAUACGAGUAUCAAGCUUUAACUUAAUUACAGAGUUUAUAUAUGUUUUGUUUUCUGUUUCAUUGUUGUGAACAGCCCAGCAUUUACCUUAUUGUUAUUGAUGAUAGCUGUUGAGUGUAUUAUACAAAAAGAU